Lecanosticta acicola is the source of this 792-nucleotide messenger RNA. Lineage: Eukaryota; Fungi; Ascomycota; Dothideomycetes; Mycosphaerellales; Mycosphaerellaceae. The record is from the annotation of a GenBank genome assembly.
AUGGCUCAGAAAGUAUACCCUAGCGACGGCGACAUGAUCGCAGAGGUCGGUGAAGGCAUCACGGUGCGACGAUUAGUAAGACUCCAGUGUUCACAUUCGCGAAUCUCGUUUGACCAGAGGACAGCGAGAGGGCGAUGCUUCGUCAUUGUCGCGGCACGCCGACAAUCCGAACAUCAGGAAGUACAUGAGAGAUGGCUUCGUAUGCCUCGUUCGUCUUCCCUCGCAGUCGAUGGAAACUGACUUGUUAGCCCAACCCAUACAGUGAAGAAGCAUCGAAAGCUUGGAUCGAUCGCAAUUCCGACCCCAAGACACACGUUCGAUCGGGCAGAUGGACACCGGAGAAGGGGGCAGAGGGGCCUGCGAUUCCGACGCACUACACGAUAGCCGUCCAUGGUGAGGCGUGCGGAGGCAUCGGCCUCGUCUUCGGCCAAGGUAUGUCUUCGUCGGCCCUCUCAUGCACCGCGGUGUCUUGGUUGACGACGUGCUGUCUGUCCUUCCACAGACGUCUACUUCCGAACCGCUGAACUGGGAUACUGGCUCUCCCAAGAGCAUUGGGGCAAGGGCGUCAUGUCGCGUGUAGUCCCAGCCUUCCUCGAGUGGUCAUGGAAGACUUUUGGCGUGCUUGUGCGUCUCAACAGCGGCGCUUACGACUUCAACAGCGGCUCGCAACGGGUCCUGGACAAGGCGGGGUUCGUGUACGAGGGCAGGCGCGCGGAUAUCGCCUACAAAGAUGGCAGGAUUGUGGGCGAGGUCCUGUACGGCGCUCUGCGGCCCGGCGGACCCGAGAUGUGA